Messenger RNA from Helobdella robusta, 751 nucleotides. RefSeq lists its product as hypothetical. The coding region runs from base 50 to 751 and encodes 233 amino acids. NCBI's taxonomy places the organism in Eukaryota, Metazoa, Annelida, Clitellata, Rhynchobdellida, Glossiphoniidae. The record is from RefSeq and is a predicted model, not a curated record. The transcript has 5 exons.
AAUAAUAAUAAUAAUUAUUAUUAUUAUAAAUAAUAAUAAAAUUAUUAUUAUGCUAUCGCUAGCGAUUUUCUCGUUGUGGCUGCUAGUCGCGAGCGAAGCGGCGAAUGUGGCGAAAGAAGUCGCGAUGACCGAGUCUCAAAAGCAGUACAUUGUUUUGUUUCAUAAUGACGUGAGAGAUGAUUUGAGAUCUGGAGUACCAAAUUUGGUAUGGGACGCCAAAUUGGAGGCGGCCGCGAAAGAAUGGGGUAAGAAGUGCAUUUAUGCCCCGGGCCCUGAUAACCUUAUGAAGGACAUAUCACAGAACCGCGGGAUUGGGCAGCAGAUUUACAAGGGGACCGCCUUCACUUCACCAAACACUUACUCAGAUUAUACAGCUAUGAUUUGGAGGGAUUCGAGCAAGAUAGGUUGCUCCCUCUUUCAAUGCACACCCCUGUUCACUAAGGACGGAAAAGUUGAAGCCAACAGCGAAGAUUUGCUUCAACUCGUCUGCAAUUAUUCACCCAAAAGUCUUGUUCUUUUAAACAUUUUGUCGGCAGCUGUCACCAAUCAAACAGCUGUUGUAGCAGUUGAAAAAGCAGCUACAACAGCGGCAAAAAAUAGCCACCUCAAGCCAAGAAAUGGCCGGUUUGAAUUAAAAGUGACCACUGAGAAAUGGAACGAGAUACUGAACUUCAAUAAUAAAGCUAGGGCACAAGUUGGAGUAGAAAAUUUAGUUAGUGGGUUUUUAUAUUAUGAAAAUAUCAUUUCAUGA